Messenger RNA from Penicillium maclennaniae, 1131 nucleotides. RefSeq lists its product as uncharacterized. NCBI's taxonomy places the organism in Eukaryota, Fungi, Ascomycota, Eurotiomycetes, Eurotiales, Aspergillaceae. The coding region runs from base 1 to 1131 and encodes 376 amino acids. The record is from RefSeq and is a predicted model, not a curated record. The transcript has 2 exons.
AUGAGCGCCGAAUCCUCAACUCCAACCCUAGUCCCAAGUACACCUCGCCGCUUCGGGUCAUUGACUCAUUCGCCACGUCUACGUGAUCUGGCUCGUCGGGCACGCUUACUGGAGAAGAAGUCUGCGCCCGUUACUCCUGUCGGUCCGCGGUUCUGGUCCGUUAAGACGUCUACGCCUAGUACUCCAGCUCCGAGAUGGAUGCUACCUUUACCGCGGAAGGUCCCCGAGACUCCGAUGACGAGCGUGAAGACUGUGGAGGUUCCUGAGUCACCGACGCCUUCGCCUCGGCUGCCUUGUCGAGUUAGUUCUUCUUUUGAUGCUAAUGUCGGGACACCAAAAAAGCCACUCGUUAACUUUCGGGGUGGUGCAUCCUGGCUUUCUCUUCCACGGGACAAGUCGAAGUUGGGCUUGGAUUUGUUUUCCCCUUGUGCACAGGGUCAAGAGGAUAUCAACUGUCUUGAUCUGAUGGAGUUGAAACCGCUUUGUCACUUUCGUUGGUUACGGUCGCUGAAGCUUGUUGGGAUGAUGCAGUCUUAUCAGACAUACAUCUGGCAGGCUGCUUGGUUGAACUUGGGUCUUGAUGAGCUGGAGCUCGGGAUGGUGCUAAAGCCGGAGAUACUGAGUGUGACUCACGGUCGUCAGUGGGAUCUCGUCGAAGAAGGAUGGACAAUGAAUGAGAAGCAGACUGGUGAUCCUGUGUACCACGGGCAUCUCGGUAACGGUGAACUCCACCCAAGAAUUGGCUACGGCGAAUAUCUCGACAAACACAGUAUUGAAAAAGCCAAGUUGCUCGCCUUGACGUUGGACCGUACCAGUCACCGCCUCACGAUUAAGAGCCUCACUCUUUCCGGAUUUGUCGUCGACGCUGACCCUUUCCUGCAAUGGUUCGAUCCCCAGCGUUUGCGCAGCAUUUACUUCAAAGGUGAGUGCAUCGAUGCUGGAUUCUGGCUACCCCCUGCUAUGCAGAGGGUGAUUGUUCGAUGCCCGCGCAAUGUCGAUCUCGAACCUAUGCCUGUUGGGAUCCUCACGCUGAAUUUGCGGAAGGACCUGAUGGUUGUGGAAAUGAAAGAUGGAAAGAAGGUCUAUGAGAUAGUGUUAGGUGACUCGGAAAUUGUGAUGGGUCGGCAGUGA